This is a messenger RNA of Dicrocoelium dendriticum, 1693 nucleotides long. The record is from the annotation of a GenBank genome assembly. NCBI's taxonomy places the organism in Eukaryota, Metazoa, Platyhelminthes, Trematoda, Plagiorchiida, Dicrocoeliidae.
GUCUUUACUUUCUUCAAUUGAUGUGAUCACUUGAUCCAAAUUGUUUACUUGCUAUAAGAAUGACGAAAGAUUUGUUGGAAGAGCUUCGGCAGCAUAACGCCAUUCCCGAGCAGCAACAAUAUGAUGGAAGUCAGGUACAACCCCCUGUGGCGGAUGAUUUGAUGGAGCAAUUUUUCACAGAAAUUGCAUGGAUCCGAGAAGAGGUUGAGAAGAUCGAAGGUUACGUUUCCCAACUGCGCGUCAAUUACAGCGAAGUAUUAUCAGCCCCUCAGCAGAAUGAAAAUACAAAACGACGAAUCGAGCAGCUUACUAAUCAAGUCAAGGCAGCCUCCGGACAAGUUCUUCUGAAGCUGAAACAACAAGAACAAGCCAUUCAUGAACUUGAAUCAGUCGACCCCUCGCUGGCAACCGUUAGAAUCCGUCGAACUCAGCACUCUGCCAUCACUGCGCGAUUCGUGGACGUCAUGUCACUGUACAGCAAAAUCCAGAUAGCUUAUCGAGAUUCUUGCAAAUCUCGAAUUAAAGUAAAACUGGAAAUCGCUGAGUGUCCUCGAACCGAUGAAGAAAUCGAACAGAUGCUUGAGUCAGAUAACCCCCAAAUUUUUACACAAGGAAUCCUUAUGGACACACAACAGGCUCGACAAAACGCUGCUGACAUCGAGGCCAGACAUGAGGAUAUCUUGAAAUUGGAAAAAAGUAUUAGCGAAUUGCACGAAUUGUUUCAGGAUCUGGCUACCCUGGUUUCAACGCAGGGUGACCUGAUCGAUACUAUACAGCACAAUGUGAAUGCCACUAGAGAUCACGUAGAAGUUGCCAAACAGGCCACACACAAAGCGGUUGAAUACAAGACCAAAUCCCGAAAGAAACUAAUCAUUAUCUGCUCCGUCGUCGGUGUUAUCCUGCUUAUUGUGAUUCUCUCCCUGAUCGGCACGCUUGUCCCUCGUUAAUGAAUUCAACCGACCUACACGGUUCCCCCUCUGUUCGAAUGUUCUGUUUUCUCAUCUGGGAGUGAUCAGUUUUGGCAGCUUGAGGUGUUAAUUUCGUGUUUUUGUUUCUGUCCCAUGAUAUCGCUUACCUAACGAAUUCGAACCCGUUGGACUAAUAUACCAUCAGUAACUUUAACCAGGCGUCCUUUAUGCGGUUUGCUCUGUUGGUGCAUUUAUCACGAUCUAGUUCCCAAAGAACGGGAGUAGAUAUCUUUCGUUAUUCCUUCUUUACCAUUGCUUACUCGUUCCUGUGGCACCUGUAUUAGUGCGCCAUAUUUUGAUUCGACAAACAUUUUCUUAUGCAAAUUUUUUCUAGAAAAUAUAUCAAUACGGUAUCGCCACCUUGAGUUUUCCGCUUUGGCAAAUUUUAUGUACAUGGGCAUCUUCCAUUGAGAUGAGACUGGACCUUAAUGUGAUAUGGUUGUUUGCGUGCCUCAACUAUCCAUUUAGCUAUACUAGGAGGUGCUUUCUGCACCUUCAGACCCACUCAUGCCAGACUGGUCAAUGGUUAGAGGCCAGACGAACUCAGUCUCCUGCCCCUCGAGGUUGAGGGUUGGAGUGAGGAUGGCUCCUUAUUCCUUAAAACAGACUCCUUGUAGCCCACUGCCAAACCCGCUGCCUUGUGAUCACUUUUUUGCACCAAAGGCUUUUGUUGAGAACCUUAAUCGUUCUCGUUUAGGCCUGGACAACCUGAAAGUAACUUACCC